Sphaeroforma arctica JP610 is the source of this 1135-nucleotide messenger RNA. RefSeq lists its product as hypothetical. NCBI's taxonomy places the organism in Eukaryota, Ichthyosporea, Ichthyophonida. The coding region runs from base 1 to 789 and encodes 262 amino acids. The record is from RefSeq and is a predicted model, not a curated record. The transcript has 5 exons. Gene Ontology annotation, cellular component: cytoplasm; nucleus. Gene Ontology annotation, molecular function: protein binding.
AUGGGUUUUAUACUAUUCAUUUUCUUCCGCCGCAUUAUUCUAGGCCAAUUGAAGGCGGUGAAAUUGUUGGUUUCUCGCGGAGCGGACAUCAACGACCGUGACUGGACCUGGGGCCAAAAUUCACUGCACUGGGCAUCGGUCAAAGCGCACGUUUCCGUAAUGGAAUGGCUUAUCUCACUAGGAAUGGAUGUCAAUGCUCUGGACGAAGACAAAGGAGCUACUGCACUGCAUCUGGUGUCAUCGAAUGGCUCGCUGGAUGCGACACACCUACUACUAGAGCACGGUGCUUUAGCAUCAAUCGAGGACCAGGACAAGAACAAGCCCGAGGAUCAAACGGGAAAUGAAGCCAUCAAAGAAAUGUUGAAGAAGUCGCGCCAGCAGGCAUCCGCCAGGAAACUAAAGCGCUCAAAGAGAUUUAAGAGACUCCACAUCAAGGGACCCGAAAACUGGGACAAAGAUGAUGUUCUCGAGUGGCUCGAUUGCAUGGAAGCGACAGAUACUUUGGCGCAUGUCUUUAAGCCGUUGGAGGUCACUGGUUCGCAACUCAUUCGCGAGGCUAAGUCUCUGAUGGGAUCGGACCCUGAUCUUAUGGGUCAUAUGUUAAAGGGAUUGGAGGACGCAAAAUACCAACACCAAAUAGUGGCCGACGGACUGGCUGCCAACGCGGCUCUAACUACCAGGAAUUAUGUGACAAUCGCAUUUGGGGCAGUUGCGGCGAUACUUCUGAUUAGGCUGGUCUACAGACAACUAUUCGCGGCGCCAGAGGCUAAGAAGAAAAAGGCACAGUAAGGGGAUGGAUGAAAAUGUAAAGCUGGCCUCCAAUUAGUGAAGAGGAUAGCGAGGCUAUGUGGAGAAAUGCAAGUGAUAAAAAUAAGACUACAAUGUGAGGAGAUAAGGAAUGAUACAGUGCAGCACACGGGGCACCAUAUAGUACAACUCACAUUAUAUACUGACGGCUGUGUGUUGUGGAAAUAGACCUCAUAUACACUAUUUGAGCACCAUAACUGUGACAUAGCCGUACAUCGAGAGGAUUUAUGUAAGGGAAAGUAAUGUAAGGGUGGGUGGGGAAUCGGGUUAUACAACAGGAUGCGACGAAUAGCGAAACAAAAGUUCAAUAAAGUAUGUUUUAGCUACC